CCACGUUCCUGCGUGUCCCCAGCUGUGACCUGGGCGUGUUUGUCACCCAGAGUGUCCCCAGAGUAUCCCCGGGGUGUCCCCAGAGUGUCCCCGGGGUGUCCCCAGCGACCAUGGAGCCCCUCGAGCUGUCCCCGGCCAUGCUGCAGCCACAGGUCACCGUGGUGGCCACCCUGGGCAAGCUACUGGCCACCCUGCCCAGUCUGGACGAGAUGAUGCUGCUGAACCAGUCUGCAGGGCGCCUGUACUGGGACCUGGUGGACUUCACCGAGGACCUCCAGGACACCCUGUACCGCACUGGUGACACCUGGUGGCACCACAAUGUCACCUCCAAUAAUGAUGACCCUCCCACCUCCCUGAGCCAGGCCCUGGCCGCCUACAAGAGCACCCCAUGGACCCCCCGGAACUGUGUGACAACGGCGGCCAGCGAGUGGCAGGGGUCAGUAGCCGCGCUCGUGGACAGAUGGGCCCGGCUGGCCAGGGCAGCCACCAAGCUCCGCAAUGCCUGCAGGACAGUGGCCACCAAGGCAGCUGACAAGGAGGCCAACGCCACCGCCUGGAAAAGACACAUGCAGGACAAGGCUGCCCGUUAUGGGACAGCGCAGGAAAACAUGGUGGAGCAGGGUCAGGCCCUAGGCAGGGAGGAGGGGGCCGAGGUGGUGACUGAGCAUGAAGCCUGGGUAAGGGAAGAGGCCAGGGAGGCUGCCAGUGAGGCGACCAAGGCCACCAAGGUGAGACAGCGCGUGGAGACGGCCCUGGGGCUGCUGGAGCGCUUGGUGGCCACGUGUGACAAAGCCACUGCCUUCCCCCGGGAGCUGCAGCGCCUCCUCAGGGACAUCGAGGCCGCCCUGGAGGGGACAAAUGAGGUGUCCCCCGAUGUCCCCGAGGCCUUGGUGAUCAUGGUGGCCGUGGCCGAGCGGCUGUGGGACGCCAACGCCCGCCUGGCCCAGGAACACCUGCUGGGGACACUUCAAGACAUCAAGUUCUUGUUCAGUGGUCGUCCUGCCAGCCCCAGUGCCUGUGGGGUGGCCGAGUGGUGCCAAAGAGCCAUUGAGGACAUCCCAAGGCUCCUUCAACCACCAGAGUGUCCCCAGAGCAUCCCCAAUGUGUCCCCAGUGAGCGUGGAGCUCCAAGAGCUGUCCCCAGUCCUGCUGCAGCCACCGGUUGCUGUGGUGGUCACCCUGGAUGACCUGCUGGCCACCCUGCCCAGGCGGGACACGAUGCUGCUGAGGUCUGCAGAGAGCCUGCACUGGGGCCUGGCGGACUUCACCAGGGGGCUCUGGGCCACCCUGUACCACCUUGAUGGCACCUGGUGGCACCAAAAUAUCCGCUCCAAUGAUGAUGACCCUCCCACCUCCCUGAGCCAGGCCCUGGCUGCCUACAAGAGCACCCCAGGGACUCCCCGGAACCACGUGACAACGGUGGCCAGCAAGUGGCAGGGGUCGGUGGCCACGCUUGUGGACAGCUGGGCCCAGCUGGCCAGGAAAGCCACUGAACUCUCCAACAUCUGCAGGGAGGUGGCCACUGAGGCGGCCGACAGGGUGGCCACCGCCACCACCCGGGCCAGGGAGCUGCAGGACGAGGCUGCUCGUGGUGGGACAGCUCAGGAAAACAUGGUGGAGCUGGGUCAGGGUUUGGGCAGGGAGGAGGGGGUCGAGGUGGUGGCCGGGCAUGAAGCCCGGGUGAGGAGAGACGCCAUGGUGGCUGUCAGCGAGGUAACCAGGGCCACCAAGGAGACACGGCAGGUAGAAGAGGCCCUGGAGCUGCUGGAGCACUUGGUGGCCGAGUGUGACGAAGCCACCGCCUUUCCCCGGGAGCUGCUGCGCAGGCUCAGGGACAUCGAGGCUGCCCUGGAGGGGACAAAUGAGGUGUCCCCCAAUGUCCCCGAGGACUUGGUAGCCAAAGUGGCUGAGGCUGAGCAGCUGUGGGAGGCCAACGCCCACCUGGUUAAGGCUCACCUGCUGGGGACAGUUGAUGACAUCGAGUUCUAUUUCACUGGUGGUCCCGCCAGCCCCAGUCCCUGUGGGGUGGCUGAGCGGUGCCUGAGAGCCAUCGAGGACAUCCCAAGGCUGGUUCAACUCCCGACACGUCCCCAAGCUGUCCCCAAGGUGUCCCCAGUGAACAUGGAGCCCCAAGAGGUGCAAUGGGCUGGGGAGGGAGAGAGGGGGAUGGCUGGAGGGGAGAGGGGUUUGCAAAGGGGACAGGAGGAAGUGGCAGGAAGUGGAGAGGUGACAGAGGGGUGGAGGAGAACUGGGGGGGAGAGGGCAAUGGAGGAGAUGCUGCCCGUGUCUGCAUUGCGCCUGUACUGGGACCUGGUGAACUUCACCAAGGAGCUCCGGGCCACCCUACACCACACUGAUCACACCUGGUGGCGCCGCAAUGUCAUCUGCGAUGAUGAUGACCCUGUCACCUUCCUGAGCCGGGCCCUGGCUGCCUACAAGAGCACGCCAUGGACCCCCUGGGACCAUGUAACAAUGGCGACCAGUGAGUGGCUGCACUCUGUGGCUGUAGUUGAGGAGAGCUGGACUGAGCUGGCCUGGGCAGCCACCAAGCUCAGCAAUGCCUGCAGGAGGGUGGCCGCUGAGGCAGCCGACAUGGCAGCCACUGCCACCGCCUGGGAAAGGCACAUGCAGGACAAGGCUGCCCGUGAUGGGACAGCUCAGGAAAACAUGGUGGAGCUGGGUCAGGCCCUGAGCAGAGAGGAGAGGGCCGAGGUGGUGGCCGGGCAUGAAGCCUGGGUAAGCAGACAGGCCAGGGUGGCUGCCAGGAAGGCAACAACGGCCACCAAGGUGAGACAGUGGGCAGAAGUGUCCCUGGGGCUGCUGGAGCACUUGGUGGCCGCGUGUGACAAAGCCACAGCGUUCCCCCGGGAGCUGCUGCACAGGGUUGAGGACAUCGAGAUCACCCUGGAGGAGACAGACGGGGAGUCCUCCGAUGUCCCCGAGGACUUGGUGGCCAAGGUGGCCGAGGCCGAGCGGCUGUGGGAGGCCAACAUCCGUCUGGCCAAGGAUCACCUGCUGGGCACACAUGGGGACAUCAUCAAAUUCUAUUUCACUGGUGGUCCCGCCAGCCCCAGUGCCUGUGGGGUGGAUGAGCGGUGCCAAAGAGCCAUCGAGGACAUCCCAAGGCUCCUUCGACCCCCGGAGUGUCCCCAGACCAUCCCCAAGGUGUCCCCAGUGAGCGUGGAGCUCCAAGAGGUGCGACCGGGUUGGGAUUAA
Passer montanus (Eurasian tree sparrow) is the source of this 3215-nucleotide messenger RNA. RefSeq lists its product as uncharacterized. The coding region runs from base 111 to 3215 and encodes 1034 amino acids. Lineage: Eukaryota; Metazoa; Chordata; Aves; Passeriformes; Passeridae. The transcript is spliced from 4 exons. The record is from RefSeq and is a predicted model, not a curated record.